Cervus elaphus (red deer) is the source of this 13312-nucleotide messenger RNA. It is a transcript of the gene BNC2, whose product is annotated as basonuclin 2. Lineage: Eukaryota; Metazoa; Chordata; Mammalia; Artiodactyla; Cervidae. The transcript is spliced from 8 exons. Gene Ontology annotation, biological process: regulation of DNA-templated transcription. Gene Ontology annotation, cellular component: nucleus. The record is from RefSeq and is a predicted model, not a curated record. Bases 721 to 4044 code for a protein of 1107 amino acids. Gene Ontology annotation, molecular function: zinc ion binding.
GAAUAAAGUUCGCGCCCUUUCCUCGGCGUUUCGCAGCCUCCCCUCGGCUCUCUCCCACUCCUUUUUGACAGCUGGGCGCUAGCAGCCACCUCCACCUCCACGCCCGCCACCCCCCGGGGGGCGCCAAAGUUGUUUUCCAUCCCCAGAAAGAGCAGGGGGGAAAAAAAAGUAACAGGGCGCGGGGGGAGAAAUAUACAUCCUCCUGCACCAACUCGGUAGAAAUCGGCGGACAAACAACUAAACUAACCUACUUUUAUUCUGCAAAAGGCAAGCAACAUUGUAGUCAACGACAAUUUGGGAGAGAGAGGAGAAACUUGUGGGGCUUGCAGGUCCGUCAGAGGUCACCUCGCCGGUUACCCCCCCACCCCUGCCCCCAGCACCCCCCAUCCCGGCACAGUCCGUUCCUUUUUUUUUUUUUUUUCUGUCCCGAAGGGCCAGGGGAACUCAGCAGGCUCCGACCUGGGGAGCAACGGCGACCCUGGGCGCGGGUGUAAAUCAGUCACCUGAGCGCAGAGGGGCCGCGGCGAGGGCGCGCGCUGGCGGGCGGGCGGGCGGGGAGAGGCGGAGGCGGCGAGAGCGGCGGCCCGGAGGAAAUCGGGAGGGGGAGGGAAAGAAAGGCCGAGACAGAAGGAGCGUGAGGCGGCCGAGGGGCUGGUCCAGGCGCGGCCGCUAAGAGGAGACCAAGAGGCGGGGGCUGCACUUGACAACCAGCAUGCGGAGAUGUCAGAAGAGGCAGAAGUGGAUGUGAGAGAAACAGAGACACUGAGAGACAGAGAGCCAAAGAGGGCAAGAGACUUGACUUUAAGAGACUCCUGUACUGACAGCUCCAUGCAGUUCGGAACCAGAACGACUCCAGCUGAACCAGGGUUCAUGGGGACAUGGCAAAACGCUGAUACUAACCUCUUAUUCAGAAUGUCCCAACAGGUCCCAGUGGCAUGCGCUGGCAGAGUGCUGGGUGCAGACUUCUGCCCAAACCUGGAGGAGCCAGACCAGAGGCUGGAAGUCCAGGCCAUCCGCUGCACGCUGGUGAACUGCACAUGUGAGUGUUUCCAGCCGGGGAAGAUUAACCUGAGGACUUGCGACCAGUGUAAACAUGGCUGGGUGGCACACGCCUUGGAUAAGCUCAGCACGCAGCACCUGUACCACCCCACCCAGGUGGAGAUCGUGCAGUCCAACGUGGUGUUCGACAUCAGCAGUCUGAUGCUCUACGGCACGCAGGCAGUGCCCGUGCGGCUCAAGAUCCUACUGGACCGUCUGUUCAGCGUCCUGAAGCAAGAGGAAGUGCUCCACAUCCUGCAUGGCCUGGGCUGGACGCUGCGCGACUACGUCCGGGGGUACAUCCUUCAGGAUGCUGCUGGCAAGGUGCUUGACCGCUGGGCCAUCAUGUCUCGAGAAGAGGAAAUCAUCACCCUUCAGCAGUUUCUGCGGUUCGGAGAAACCAAAUCCAUCGUGGAGCUGAUGGCGAUUCAGGAGAAGGAAGGGCAGGCCGUAGCUGUACCAUCUUCAAAGACAGACUCAGACAUCAGAACUUUCAUUGAGAGCAAUAAUCGCACCAGGAGUCCCAGCCUCCUAGCCCAUCUAGAGAACAGCAACCCUUCCAGCAUUCAUCACUUCGAAAACAUCCCCAACAGCCUCGCCUUCCUGCUGCCAUUCCAGUACAUAAACCCGGUCUCAGCCCCGCUGCUAGGAUUGCCUCCGAACGGGCUGCUGUUAGAACAACCAGGACUGAGGCUGCGGGAGCCCAGCCUUUCGACCCAGAAUGAAUAUAAUGAGAGCAGUGAGUCUGAAGUCUCCCCCACGCCCUACAAGAACGAUCAAACACCCAAUAGAAAUGCCCUGACCAGCAUCACUAACGUGGAGCCCAAAACCGAGCCAGCCUGCGUGUCCCCCAUUCAGAAUUCCGCCCCAGUCAGUGACCUGUCCAAAACUGAACACCCGAAGAGCUCAUUCCGGAUCCACAGGAUGAGAAGGAUGGGGUCGGCCUCCCGGAAGGGAAGAGUGUUCUGUAACGCGUGUGGGAAGACAUUCUAUGACAAAGGUACUCUCAAAAUCCAUUAUAACGCGGUUCACCUGAAGAUCAAACAUCGGUGCACCAUUGAAGGCUGCAAUAUGGUCUUUAGCUCCCUUCGCAGCCGUAACCGCCACAGUGCAAACCCUAACCCUCGCCUUCACAUGCCUAUGCUAAGGAAUAACCGAGACAAAGAUUUAAUCCGGGCCACGUCCGGGGCUGCCACCCCCGUCAUAGCAAGUACAAAAUCGAAUCUCACACUCACGAGCCCUGGCCGGCCCCCAAUGGGUUUUACCACUCCCCCACUAGACCCCGUCUUACAGAACCCUCUCCCUAGCCAGCUGGUGUUUUCUGGGCUAAAGACUGUCCAACCAGUUCCUCCAUUUUAUAGAAGUUUACUCACUCCAGGGGAAAUGGUGAGUCCUCCGACCUCCCUCCCGACCAGUCCCAUCAUCCCAACCAGUGGUACCAUAGAGCAGCACCCCCCACCCCCCUCUGAGCCAGCAGCGCCAGUAGUGAUGAUGGCCACUCAUGAGCCCAGUGCCGACCUGGCGCCCAAGAAGAAGCCCAGGAAGUCCAGCAUGCCUGUGAAGAUCGAGAAGGAAAUUAUUGAUACCGCCGAUGAGUUUGACGAUGAAGAUGACGACCCCAAUGACAGCGGGCCUGUGGUCAAUGAUGGGAGCCAUGACAAUCACUGCCACUCCCAGGAGGAGAUGAGUCCGGGCAUGUCUGUGAAGGACUUUUCUAAGCAUAGCAGGACCCGGUGCAUUUCAAGGACAGAAAUAAGAAGGGCUGACAGCAUGACUUCUGAGGACCAAGAACCUGAGCGGGACUAUGAGAAUGAGUCUGAGUCUUCGGAGCCCAAACUCGGUGAGGAAUCCAUGGAGGGGGAUGAGCAUAUGCACAGUGAGGUGAGCGAGAAAGUCCUGAUGAACAGUGAGAGGCCGGACGAGAACCACAGUGAGCCCUCUCACCAGGAUGUCAUCAAGGUGAAGGAGGAGUUUACAGAUCCCACUUACGACAUGUUUUACAUGAGCCAGUACGGACUGUACAACGGCGGGGGUGCCAGCAUGGCAGCCCUGCACGAGAGCUUUACGUCGUCCCUGAAUUACGGCAGCCCUCAGAAGUUCUCCCCAGAAGGGGACCUGUGUUCUAGCCCAGACCCUAAAAUCUGUUAUGUGUGCAAGAAGAGUUUCAAAAGCUCCUACAGCGUGAAGCUUCACUACAGAAACGUUCACUUGAAAGAGAUGCAUGUCUGCACGGUGGCCGGCUGCAACGCUGCCUUCCCCUCUCGCCGAAGCAGAGACAGAAACAGAAAUUUACGGAUGGAAAGAACCAUAGGUCCAGGACAUCGAGACAGCCUGCAUCUGCGUAGACACAGUGCCAACAUAAAUCUGCAUCGUAAACUGUUGACCAAAGAACUCGAUGACAUGGGCCUGGACUCAUCACAGCCCUCCCUUAGCAAGGACCUCCGGGAUGAAUUUUUGAUGAAGAUCUAUGGGGCCCAGCACCCCCUGGGGCUCGACAUCAGGGAAGACGCCUCCUCUCCCGCGGGGACGGAAGACUCCCACCUGAACGGCUAUGGGAGGGGCAUGGCGGAGGACUACAUGGUCCUGGACCUGAGCACCACCUCCAGCCUCCAGUCCAGCAGCAGCAUCCAUUCCUCCAGGGAAUCCGACGCCGGCAGCGAUGAGGGGAUUCUCCUGGACGACCUUGACGGGGCGAGUGACAGCGGGGAGUCGGCGCACAAGGCCGAGGCCCCCACCCUCCCUGGCGGCCUCGGGGCUGACGUUUCAGGGUCUCUGAUGUUCAACAGCUUGUCCGGGAGCACUGGUGGGGUCAUGUGUAACAUUUGCCACAAGAUGUACAGCAACAAGGGGACGCUGAGGGUGCACUACAAAACCGUGCAUUUGCGAGAGAUGCACAAGUGCAAAGUCCCCGGUUGCAAUAUGAUGUUUUCCUCUGUGCGAAGCCGGAAUCGGCACAGUCAGAACCCUAAUCUCCACAAAAACAUUCCCUUCACUGCAGUAGAUUAGUCUCAGAACGGACACUGCAAAUGCCAGCUCUCACCAGAUGGCCUAUGUAUCUGAACUGCCAUAGUGUGUGCUUGUGUACUUGGGGGAGGGUGUGUGUGCGCGUGUGUGUACACACAUGUAUACCUGUGUACAUACACACACACGCGCACACACACAUUUUCUUUUCUUUAGAUAUAAGAAGAUAAACACUAGGUGCUUUUGAAAUUUUUUGUCUUUUUCCUUUAUAGUUUUGAGAAAGAAGUCAGAUCUUUUAAUUUGGAGGUGAAACAAAAUACCCUUUAAAUACACAUGCGCACACACAUAAAAGCGUGCAACUAGCCCAAACUUUGACAGAGUAACAAUUUUUGGUCCUCUCCAAAGAGACAAUUUGUUGUACCUAUGACUGUUGCCUGCAAAGAGAUAAAGGGGGAAAAAAAAACAAAAAAGGAACUUCUUAUAGUUGUCUUUUGUGAACUUUAAGGUUUUGAGAGAAUCUUCAAUUAAAGCAUGGCAGAUUCACCUGUAAAUAUUUAGCCUUGAGAGGCCAAUGAUGUAAAACAAUUGUAUUGAUGGUUGUUUAACUCUUUUGUUUAAUUUUUACAGUUACAUCCAGCUGUUAGAUAUACAGGAAAAAAAUAGUUUGCUGGCUAGCUCUAUUCAUUUAUGUUAGCAUUAAUGCACAUUUUUUAAGGAAAAAAAAAAACAUGGUCUUGUUUUUACUACCUGCUAGAUAUAGUGAUAAAGAGGUGCUGGCAUGCCUUACAGCACAGAUCUGAUUUUUUAAAAUGUCCUGUACUAGUACAUAAAUCCAGUCAUGCACUUUUUUUCAUACACUACAAGGGGAUGUGUAAUAUCCAUGCUUCUUUUUUAUCCUUAAACUAUUGCCAUACUUCAAGUAAGUGUCUUUUUUAAAAAAUUCACUUGUAUAAAAAUGGUCUGGUCAGUAUAGGGCACAAAUGCCAAACAAAAGUAUUAGUGUUAACACAAAACUGCCAACUUUGCACAAGUUUCCAGAAAAGAAAAUACAAUUAGUCACUCAACAUAACCACAGGCCAAUUUGUCGGCCACCAGAAAACCGCUUUAAAAAAAAAAACACUUGGUGAUGCUUUCAAGUGCCGAAUGUUAUUACAAUCAACAUUGUAUCCUUCUUGCUUAUAUGUUAAGUUACAUAAAAGGAAAACAAAGUGAUGCUUGUGAAACAGCCAAGGCAUUUAUUCUUUAGAGGCAGGAUAAUAUUUCAGGAUACAAAAGCCCAAAUUACUCACUACGGAGCAAAGCUGAAUACAGUGAAAGAGCUGAACACUCAUGCGCAAGGACCUGACCCUUCUCCAUUAAAGAGAGGGAGAAAGUCUGAACUGAGUUGGUCUGUUAUAUGUGGCUGUGUAAUUUGUCGCAAGUUAUGAAGUAGUACUAAGAUUCAGGCUGGUUUGAUAGACAAAAUCAAAAGACAUUUAAUGGCAGAGGCGGCAGUACUUGGAAGCUUUGCAAACAUGUGCUGAACUUGAACUAAGCAAUACUCCUUUCUGAGAAGCCAGAAGAAGGGGGUUUAAAAUAGGAUCUCUCACUGUUUAGUGUUUUGCGUUUCCCCCACGCGAUUUGUCAGAGAGAAAUGAAAGCAAGCCUGAAACCAAGCAAUCGAGAGUGAGAAAGCGCAGGGAGAGGAUUCUCCGAACCUUUUUUGUUUUGUUUUGUUUUGUUUCCGAUGUUUACACAUGUUGCCUGAGCUGGUUAACCACAUCGGCAGCCUCAGCUACCACAACAUACUGACUAAAUGAUGAUAUUUACUCAAAUUCAGUCUGCAGCCAAAACCAUUAGGGUAUGCAUUGCAGACUGUUUUGUUGUCUUUUUUUCUUUUUUUUUUUAAGUGGAGGGGGGAAAAGAUAAACAAGGCAUAUUUUGUCAAACAGGACACAAUAAUUUAAAGAGAAUGUAUUUCUUUUCUGCAUUUAAAGGCCUCAAACAUUUCUUUCAUCAGUCUAAAAGUUAGAAUUACUCCCUUUGUCUUAACUUUUUAAUGGCAUUUCCAUUUUUCAUACGUUUUGUAAUUAUUUUUUUCUAGGUUCACAUCAGCAUUCACUUCCGUUAAAUUUGCCAAAGGAAACUGUUAAUAUGUUUCUCUUGUUGUUAGUCCUGUAGGAUUUAUUGUACCUCAGUAUUUAUUCUUUCCAAAAAUAAGCAUCAUUAAGUUGAGGCUUCAGUAUUUUUUUGUGUGAAAAUUUCAGAAACAAUGGAAUCUUAAGAUAAGCUAGAUGUGUCUAGCAGCUUUAUCUUUUCAUCUCCUUCAGAGGAUGCUAUGGGGUUCAUUUAAUUCUUCAUUUGUUCUACAGUGAGGAGAGACCAAAAGUAUUUGCAGUACAAAAAAACUAUAUCAAACACUAUGUUUUAAUGACAAAUGUUUACGGUAAAAAAGCUGAGGAAUUAGUGCUAACCGCUUUUGUUUUUCUUGUACCUUUGAAUUCCCCAAAGUCUUAAUUGCUUUAUUUCAGUGUUGUUAAACUGAAUAGACAGAGAUGUUUUCCUUUGUUUUAUACCACAUAAGACUCUGUACAGUAUGUUUGUGGAAGAUUGAACUAGAAUAAUGAAAAUUUGUUUGCAAACAUUUUGGUCCUCUUAGCCUUCUGUGUUGCGCUAUUGCUCCAUUAACCAAAUGAUUUGAUUCCAGAAGGGCGGAAAAAAUAUUUUGUUGGUAUCCCAGCAAAAGGUUAUGGAAACACUAGCUUUGCAAGUGUACAUAGACCAAGUGACACUUUUAUGAAAUAACACACUUUCAGCGAUUUUUAACAGUUACACUCUGGGUUGAGAUAUUAGAACUCAGCUUGUACAAAAUCAGUGCUUAGUCUCUUUAAUGUCAACUAAAAGGUCUAAAAGCCCUAAUGAGUGAAUUACAUAGCUGUCAGCAGGUCACAACAAAGGCACCAGGCUUAGAACGAGUGUUUGGUACUCACCAGAAACCAGGCUGAUGUGGAUAGCCAGUUAGAAUAAGCCCAGAAGUAACAAGAUUCUCAAGCAGAAUUUCCAUUGCUCAGAAGCAUGAACGUGUUCACCUGCCUUUUGUUGGAGAAAUGACAGUGAGUCCUGAACAACCUGCCCUUUUUAAGUCUCUCCCCUCUUUGCUACUAGUUUUGUGCCUCAAGUGCCCACAUGUUAUGGUGGCCUUUUAAGUGGGUGUAUAAUAUUUUCCAGUUUAAAGCCUAAUUGCUUAAAAGGGACAGGGGGAUUGGACAGAAGUGGUCCAUAAGAUGUAGAAUCAUAAAAACAUACAUUUCGUCUAGUCCCAGAGUGUUGCUUGUUCUUGGGUGUGUGCCUGAGUGCAGUGUUUUGACUUAACUCUAAAUCUAGUUAAGAUGGUGAUCCCAAGGCUUAUUUGCAAAUGGGAAGGAUGAUGUGAUCACUAUUUUAACCAUUGAGCCCUUCCUCUUUGUCCAUUCAUACUCAUUUCUUUUUUCAUAGGAGUUUUCUGUUGUGACACAGGCUCUGUCCAGCUGCAUCCAUGCUAGGGCGGCUGAGAAAGGAAUAGGAUGCAGCAUUUCAUCCAAGCAACCUUUUUCCCCCACUUGAUUCAUUUUAACCAGCAUUCUGUCACAGGUACAAAACAGAAGUAUUAUUAACAUGCAUGUUUGCUAGGUGGUAUUGAAAUGUUCUGUUUUGAUCAUUUUAAGCUAUGUGUUUGUAAGGAUCAGAAAGGCUUAGUCUCCUUUAAGGAUUGUCUGUGUGUUGUGGAGGGGGAUGACCCGGAGCAAGAAUAACGAGAGAUAAUAAUUUGGUGUUUAAAAUGUGAUAAAAAGCAUGACAUUCUUCGUUCUGCUAUUAAUUGUAUAGAAAUAAGUCCGUGCAUUUCAGAUCUUAGUCCAGGCUGAUGCCUUUUAAAGCUGGCAAACAUCUCUUUUGAAAUUGUUUUUAGCACAAUGGCACCACUGUCCUUACAGUGUAAUUUCUUUGGUAAUGAAUUCCCAGGCCCUUCCAGUAUGAGGAGAAAGGCGCAUAACUGGUUAAUAGCCUGUUAGUGUGUGUGUAUAUAUAUAAUAUAUAUAAUAUAAUAUAUAUAAUAUAUAUUAUAUAUAUAGCUAUUUUUUAAAAAAGGCAAGCUUUGAAUAUAUCAAGAAGGGGCUGUUGCAGAGGCAUUCUCUUCAUUUUACUCAGGGGAAACCAUGCACUAGGUUCCCACCAAAUAAAAAGUGACCUUUUGUUCCUUUUCCUCUGUACACACCCCUCAUGUGUGCCAAGCAAAUGAGAACAGAGGCCCUUGGGAAUUAAAACAGAAAGAAGCCAAUAACCAGAUUGAGAUGGACAUGCUGCUAACUGCCAGCCGUUGACCUGAGCAGUCCUAACUUGCACUUGGUCUUUAGUGUUGGGCUAGAUCGACUAAGUAAAUAAAUGUCAAUUGUCAUAAGACACGCUACAUCUACUGUCAUACGAAACAAAUCAGCCAGAAGAUACUUUCUUUGAUCUUAUGGACACACUCCUUCUCUUGAGCUUUGCAAAAAUUAUGACAAGUUUUGGGGUUUAAAAAAAUCACUUACAUUUCACCCAGACUUGGAAUAUUUAGAGGCAUUUGCUUCUCAUUCUCAUUCUCUGUGUUUCUAAUGGGAGGGGUUUAAAUAAGUAUGGAGGGCAUUCAGAGACAGGUGCCGCAAAGACUGGAGGGAAUCACAGUUUUUUACAGUGAAGUGAGGGGUGUUAAGUAGAGGACUCGUACCUGUCCUGGUUUCAAGAUAACUAGAAAAGAAAAUAGUGAACUCACGGAAAGGAGGCAGUCAAGAGAAACGUCCGGUGCAACUCUGCCUAGCAGUGGGUGGGAGCGGAUCCAUGCAGUGCAUCCCAGAGCACCCCAUGACCAGGUGCCUCACUGAAUCCUAGUCUGAGAAGGGAGGAGGAAAGCAAGAGUGAUGCCUGGAAUACCUCAAGUCCCAGCCAGGUCAGGAGAAUCAACUAUGGCAGUCAGUGGCUGGGUAGGGGUGUGGUGGUCUUUUUUUCUUACUUUUGGAGUGGAAGUGAUGCUGAAGUCCCUUAGGAAACUAAAAGAUCCACUGGGUCUACCAGAUCCUAGAAAAGGCUGGUGGUCAGACCAAGCCCUAGUUGUGCUGAGUGGAAAGGCAUGAUUGCCAGUGCAGGUCUGUUCUUUCUCCAUCGUGACUGCGGCUUGCCCCCAUAGCCACGGUUGUACUGCUCUUUGGCUGCAAAGACCUCUUGAUCAAAAUGUGAGCUUAUUCACCUUCCUACAGAGCAGAAAAGCAACUUUGCUGCUUUCACAUUUUCCCUUCAGGCCAAACCAUGUGUGGUAGGUAGCUUUCCUCAUGUUAGCAUCAGGCCACAUCUGCUCUGUCCCAAAGGCAUUUCUCUUUCCUAUAGUCAGGACUUGCUCACUGUACACGGUAAUUUUCCAUUAGUAUUAUGUAAAUCCAGUUGUACAACUGACUGGUGGGUUAAUGUAACAUCACUGUUGCCCAGACACCCAUCCUCUCCUGUAUCCGCCCAUCAUCCUUAUUCAUCCCACAUCUUGCACAAGAUGAUGUUUAUGGUCAUUCGGCAAUAACUGGACAUCAAAUACUAUCGUUUUGGCAUUUGUCAAAAAAUCCAAAUGCCCAAUCACAGGGGUUUUAAAGAAAAAAAACUAAGCGUUUUUACAAGUACACUGAAUUGGAUCAGCAUUAUCGUUCAUUAUAAUGCUAUAUAUUUUUUUGAAGUAACAUACUAUAGUUGUCAUAAAACUAUCUUUAUUCUUCUCCUCUGAAGUGUUGUUGUAAAUUCAUUUGACCUUUACUGCAAGCACAAAAAAAAAAAAAUCUUUUCUAUAUAGAGUAUCAAGACAAGGCUCAGUUUGUAACAAAUAGUGGACCAUUACAAAAGAGGAAACGGAAAAAGCCAGGCUGAGCAGCAAGAAGCUUCAGUUCAAUUUCACCUCAUAUCUUUCUAAUAACUUACUUGUCACUUUAUUACCUUCCAGUAAUGUGAACGCUGCUGACAAGACUGUCACACUAACAACAGACAACACCCUGCCUGCCUCAGCCCCAGCUCUCCUGGCUACUUAUUGCCCUGGCCCUGAAGGGACACAAACUAAUAGUGUGCUUUCCAGUUCAGCACUUGGCCAUCAAAUAUAAAAGGAUGCGUAAUUGCCUGUUUAUCCCUUGUGAAGGGGAAAUUGAGUACAAGGGCUAGGCUUUCCCACUGAGUUCCCCGAUGCACGCACAUCCACAGUCAGCCUCUCCCUCCCUCCCUUCACCUCCUCCCAGCACACGAGCACGCACGCACACCCACUAAACUGUAUCUCUGGCAAGCCCAAGGCUGCCUCGCGGUGCCCUCUCUAGCUAUUAAGUGCACAGUAACAAGACUACUUCUUAAAUAAAGGGUCAGUGGAGAGAUUCUGGCUUUGACAGCAUCCUCUGGGUCUUUGGAAACUUAAGUAUUGCAAUUCCAAGCUCAUGUAUUUUGGGAGUACUGGGUAUCGUGCCAUAAUUAGAGCAAAGUUUCUACAAGUCAGUGGCAAAAGUGGGAUUAGAUUGCCCUAUGUUCUGUAAGUAAAGAACUAAGAUGUUUUUCCUCUCCUUCAAAAAGUGCACGUGCCAUAAACAAACUGGUUGGGUGUGGUGGUUUGAAAAAAAAUUUUUUUAGCUGUGGCCUCCAACCAGUAGUCUAGAUGUACACAGGUAUCUUGCCGUGACAACUUCCAAAUCCAUACUGUAACAAGACAUUCACCUUUAAUUGGACUGACAAUCUGAAAAAAAUAAUAAGGCACAGGGACUUUGAGUUUAAUCACUAAAACAGGGACUACCCUAUAUGUAGAAAGUAAAUUCUUUCUACAUUGGGAGAAUUUUGGUAAGUAUAAGCACAUGAGCUUUAGAAAAUCAAGUGCGAGGGGACAAAAGGUACAAAGAAAAAUCAUGUGAAAAUGUGAUCUUCCCAAACAUCUUGAGCCCAAAUAACAUAUAUAAGUAUUGGCUGCUAUUUUUGUAUACUGAACUACUUAAAGGAUCAUAAAGGUGACUAGUUAGUGGCUAAAUGAAGUAUAAGUUCUCUGUGCAUCUUCCUUGGGGAAUUCGGAGACACCCUGCUUCUUUCUAAACCCUCCCGCAUUGGGUCUGAUAGAUGCUGUUGAUCCCACCCCGCUCCCCCCACCGACUUUGAACAGUCACAUUUCAAAGCUAUGUCAAAAAAUAAGACACACGCAGGUGUCAUCUUUGAUGCAAACUUUCAGAAAGACGAAAAGUGGCAGAUUGAGAGAGGGACAAAAGGUCUAUGUAGACAAACCUGUGCUAAAAUAAUUGUAUUAAGCAGUGUGUGGACUGGGCAGAAAAGCACUUUGAGUAAUGAUUCUUGGGGUCAGGGAAAAAGCAGUUGAUGUUUUUUAAGUUCUCCCAGUAUGUAUACAUUACAAUCAUUUAGCAAACAUCUUAAGAGAAUCUUAAUUAAAAAUUCAGUUGCCAAAAUUGCACAGAUUAUUCAAUAUUAGCUCUACCCCCCCCCCCUUUAAAUAACAGGGAUGCUUAAGGACAGUUCUAAUUGUUUUGGCGUAUUUUUAGCUUCCUUUUUCUAAGAUUCUUUGAAGGGAAGGAAGAGUGGAAAAAGGUAUUUUAACAAAAAUGGAAAGAAAUAGAUUGUAUAAAACUAUAUUUCUUAAAGUAUGCAAGCGCUAUACCAAGACUUUAUAAGGCUUCCUGUUGCCAAACGCGAUGCUGAAAUAAUGCACAAGAUGGCACAUCAGUCCAUUACCAACCGGCUCUGCCCACUGCUGUUACAAAAUGCAAGGAUUGAGAGGUGGCCCCGGGGUGAAGGGGCCUAUCUGUGUCAGAGAGCUCCACUCCUCUGGCCCUGGAAACGUUUUCCACAAGAGCGGGAGAAAAGACCAACCCUCUUGGUAGUCCUACCCCAAGAUGAGCUGACCUGGCACUGUUUCCGCAGGAGCCGCGUGACCCGCCCUUCCCACACUAGGAGACAGAGCACCCCUGACCUGCCUGUGAAUCAGUGUCGUGGCCAAGAAAAGCAGUGAUUCAUGAGGCAUGAUGCUCUUGAUUCCCAAUGUGCUCAGUUAACAGGCUCACUUGAGAUAACCAAGUUGACUGUUUUCAUCUAGUACUCAAUUUGGAGUGUUUUUGCAUGUCUUUGUACAGAUCCACUCCUUUCAAUACCCAUCUUAAUCUCCCCUGACUUCUCCAUUAUCUUUCCACUCCUGCCCUUUCUUCUGAUCUCACCCACCCUCUUCAAAGAAAAUCUUUUCUGAAGCAAGAAGGUAGAACACUCCCUCCUUCAUCUGGAUUUUGAUCGCUCUGGAAACAUUUGUGUGUUCCACCCUGUCUGGGGUUUACAUAACGUGAAUUAAGUGAAUGAGAUGUUCUAGUAUUAUAUAUUAACCUGAUAUGACUAAGAUUUAUAAUAUAUGGUGCUCUCACUUUCCUGUGCAAACUUUGGUUCUGCUGCCCUGCAGAAAAGUCUCAACCAUUUUCCUACCAAUGCCAGUAUGAACAGGGCAGGAGAGCUAAACGUGGGUACCUGGAGGUCAGAGGGGUGAGGGAGGUGGAGAAACCAGGAGAAGAUGUGGGUCUGAGGCCUCCCUGGGCCUUUCCUCAAAGGUGGAGGUGAGUCGAUCCUUCAGGAAAGCAAGCUCUCGGAUCUCAACUGCUCCUCAUCGGCUAAGCCUUUUAGAACUAGCAAGAUCCCUCACCUGGUUGAGAGAACACAAAUUUCUUACUCACCCCAAACCCACUGGUGUGUCUUGCUAACAAAAACACUGGACACAACCCUAUCUGACAGCAAAGUUGGCCAAAGGGAACUGAAAUAUCUUAAGGAAAAGGAAUUUUCCCCAAGAUAUGUCCUCUCUCCCCACUCCCCAACCCCAGAGUUUGGGGCAGGGGUGGGGUGCAGGGGGCUGUGGUCUUUUUUGUUUCUGUCCUCCUCUGCAUCAAACCAGCCUCUUCUGCCCAGCCUGUCCAGAACCAAAGUCUGCACUAUGAAAGGGGUCAGCACCCAGGGACGGGCACAGCUUACAUCACCCUGAUCUGAUCAUUGUGACGUCGGUAGCUUCAUAAAUACUGUAUGUACCUUGAACAAGGGUUUUGUUUUUGUUUUGUUUUUGGUUUGUUUUUCUUAGUAGUUUAAGGGAAUUAAAAGUUUUUAUUUGCUGUUUCCUUUGUUGUAUUUUCUGUACUAUAACUGUCUACAGUAUGUCUUUUUGCAUAAAAUGCAUAAGGGUUUGGGGAUGUAAAUGGAAUUUUAUUCAUAUUUUGUCCAAAUACCUCUUGUAAUUUGUAUCAAAAUUCUUGUACAAUUUUUAUAUUAAAGAUUUAUCAGUCACUGA